AAAGCAAAAAAAAAAAAAAAAAAGAAAAAAGAAAGAAAAAUGGCGAUGGUGGAAGUUUGAUGCGGAUGCCUGACAGCGUCGUAAAAACAACGACAAGAAGACGAAACGAAAGCGGAGAGAGAAGGCAGCUGCGCGUUAGCAUCCAACACGGCCGGUCGGCAUGUUUGAGGACGUUUUUGAAGCCUCCUGCGUAGAGGAACCUCCCGAGCCUGCGUCUGCAAGUUGGGAGGAGAGCGAGGAUGACGUCAGGCCAGAGGAUGAUGACGGCAGGCCGCAGGUUGAUGAAGGCAGGCCGGAGUCAAGCCUCAGCGUGGGCCAGUUUGUGCUGUGUCAUUGGUCGGAUGGCCUCUACUACCUGGGCAAGAUUCUCCGGCUCAGCCUGCCGAGACAGAGCUGCUUUGUCACUUUUGAGGACAACUCCAAGUUUUGGGUCCUAUGGAAGGAUAUUCAGCAUGCCGGUGUGCCGGGGGAGGAGGCUCGUUGCUCGGUGUGUCUGGAGGCAGGGCCAAGCUCUGCAGCUCAAAUGAACCAAAUCCUCAUUUGUGGAAAGUGCGGCAUAGGUUUCCACCAGAAGUGUCACGGUCCUCCUGUAGAAGGCAGCAGUGAGAUGAGUCCCUGGUUUUGUCGACGUUGUGUCUUCGCCCUGGCUGUCAGGAAAGGUGGCGCUCUGAAGAAGGGGCCCUUAGCCAAAGCUCUGUUAGCCAUGAAGCAGGUUCUGUCCUACGACCUGGACGCUCUCGAUUGGGACUCUCAGCAUCGGACCAAUCAGCAGCAGUCUUACUGCUACUGUGGAGGCCCCGGAGAGUGGUAUCUGAAGAUGCUUCAGUGUUUCCAGUGUCAGCAGUGGUUCCACGAGGCGUGCACCCAGUGUCUGCAGGAGAGCAUGGUGUUCGGAGACAGGUUCUACUUGUUCAUGUGUUGCAUCUGCAACAAAGGAUUGGAGCAUGUGCGCCGUUUGUCUCUUCGCUGGGUCGACGUGGUCCACCUGGUUCUCUACAACCUGUCACUGAGCAACAAGAAAAAGUACUUUGAGCUGGAUGAAAUUCUGGCUUUUGUGAAUACGCACUGGGAACAUUUGCAGCUUGGAAAGUUGUCAAACACUCCUCCGGCAGACAGGGGGCAGCACCUGCUCGACGCCCUCAACAAGUACAAGAGCAAGUUCCUGUGCGGGAAAGAGAUCAAAAAAAGGAAGUGCAUCUUUCGUCUACGGACUCGCGUUCCUCCCACGCCACCCUCCAAACUUUUCCCUGAGCGCGCUCACGGCGAGGCGGGGCGGGGCUGUAAGAAGACCGUUGGCCACAUCAGUACUUUAUCAGAGAGGAGGAAGAGGAAAUCCAAAUGGUUGUUUGAAGACGCCAUCCCCAAUAAUGAUCAUCACCACAUGGCCACCAUCUUUGACUUCACCCUGGACGAACUACACAAGCUCAGGAGUCGGACGUCGUGUGUUGAUCAGGACUCCAGCGACGUUUCCACAUCAGCUUCCGUCUCUACCAGCGGCUCCUUUCAACCAGCCAGACGAAAGGUGGGCAGCAGGAAGAGGAAGUUGCCGAGCUCCGCCUACAAGCAUUGGGCCAUUCGUAGCGAAGCGGGGGAGGAGGAGGAGCCUCCCGGAAGUACCGAGGAAGGCCCGUAUGCCGCCGACUCCUCCCGCUUCCUGUCCCGGCCUUCCGACGCGUCCCGCCUGCACUCGUCAAUCUCGUCGUACUUCGGCGCGUCGAACAGACUGAUGGAGGGCGAGCGUUACCACGUGCUGGCUCGCCGCGUGACCGCGGAUGGCGCCUUGCAGUACCUGCUGCAGUGGGAAGGCUCCGCACCUUACUAGAGGCGAGGUGCACACACGGCACCAACUCCGCUCGGUGCACACGGCGUGUACGGGAUGUGAACCCCCCGUUUAUCACAGGGGAUAUGUUGGACACGCUAACCCGCAAUGGGGUAAAAUCGGCAAUGAAGGCCGGAGACGAAUUUGUCUCCUUCCACGGGCUUCAAACACUUUCAAUUGACCACAUUUCACUUCAUCGUAUGAAAAAACAUGUCAUAUAGUCAAGAGAUGUUUUGUUAAAAAAAAAAAAAAAGUAUAUUCUUGAGCACUUGUUCUUUUGGCGCACAUUUCCAACUAGUCUGCAUGCUUGCUUCAAGCUGUUCAUUAGAAGUCGAUUGCAAAAAUGCUCAACCAAACGAUAUCCAAGCCUGUUUGCUUCAUGCUAACAUAUAAUGUGAAAUGCCUUCGGCGCGCUAACGGAAAUUAGUAUCGAUCUUGGCGUCGUCCUAAGGCGUGGCGGCUGAUCAUAAAUACACACAAUAUUGAAACAUCACAUUCACUGUAUUAUCUUUGUAUAAGUCGUAGUCGUCUUCGUGCAGUGUUGAAGGAGCUAUUGUACAUUUUUAUGAGAAGAUAACAUUUUAAUGAGAUAUUUAUGAUUGUAUUAUUGCCUUUUAUCAGUUAUGUACAUCGCUUUCUUAGAGCUGCGGUUGUUGUGCAGUGCUUUUGUAAAUAAAAGUUUUAAAGAAAUUA
Molecule: messenger RNA, 2512 nt
Organism: Hippocampus comes (tiger tail seahorse)
Lineage: Eukaryota; Metazoa; Chordata; Actinopteri; Syngnathiformes; Syngnathidae
Gene: phf19
Product: PHD finger protein 19
Exons: 14
Coding region: 161-1822 (553 amino acids)
Biological process (GO): negative regulation of gene expression, epigenetic
Cellular component (GO): nucleus
Molecular function (GO): DNA binding; chromatin binding
Source: RefSeq, a predicted model, not a curated record